Molecule: messenger RNA, 1349 nt
Organism: Diospyros lotus (date-plum)
Lineage: Eukaryota; Viridiplantae; Streptophyta; Magnoliopsida; Ericales; Ebenaceae
Product: F-box protein SKIP8
Exons: 3
Coding region: 307-1164 (285 amino acids)
Molecular function (GO): protein binding
Source: RefSeq, a predicted model, not a curated record
GUUACAAACAUAACGCUCUCUCUGCAAAUCUUCGCAGAAGGAGAGUGCGUUUAGGAUUCAAGGAUACUAUCACACAACGACGACGACGAAGAAAAAGAAGAAGAGGAGGAGGAGGAGAAGGAGGAGGAGGAGGUAGAGAGAAAUAGAGCGAUAGAGAGGGAGAGAGGUUUUUCUUGUACAGAUUUGUAACACUUGAAACCCUAGUUUCCCCUAGUACCGUUCACUCGCUUCAAUAUUUCUUCCCGAGAACCGGUCGCUCUAGAUUCCUAGGGUUUUCAUGCUUUUCAAUGCUUUCAUGUCUUAUGAAUGGAGAUUUCCUCUGUCUUCCCCGGUGAUUUCUCUUCUCUAGCGUCGUUCAUUGCGGCCGUGAUAGUCACCGGGCUGUGCUGCCUCUACGCGAUCCGAUUUAAAUCGAAAUCAGUUAAGACGGACGCUUGUAAUUGUGCCAGUUCCCGUGAAGGUGGUGCCGCAGGGGGUUCUGGUUCUGCAGUGACGGAGGAGAAGCAUUUGAACGGGGGAGAGAUGUUGGUGGCGGCGGAACGGCAGACGGGGGCGUCGAUGAUGGAACAAUUGGUGCCGGAGAUAACCACCCAUGCUCUGAGUUACUUAGAUUACCCGAGUUUGUGCCGGCUUUCGAUGACGAAUUCGUUGAUGAGAAGGGCUGCCAACGAUGACAAUGCUUGGAAAGCUCUUUAUCAUAAGGAUUUUACAUUGGAACAGGAGAAUGUAACACCUGCAAAUGGAUGGAAGGCUUACUAUGCUGCUACUAGAGCUAUUGUGAAUGUCAAUACAGAAUUUUUUAACAUCAUUAGAGAAAGAUCGCUUCUGUCCAUGGGUCGGCUUUGGCUUAAUGCAGACUACGUGAAAUGUGUUCAUGCCUCAGGAGAGCUUUUUACAGGGUAUAAUGCAGUCAUGCAGAGCUGGCAGCUUGCAUUCAGUUGGGAACAGGGUGUCGACUUCCAGGUGCGGGAUGUUAGGGCGAGGGUAGCAACAGACAUGGCUUGGGUUACCAUGAAAUCAUAUUGCAUUGGCAUGGAGACCGGCCCUUUUAACAUGACCAACGUUUUCGAGUUCCAUAAUGGCCGGUGGUACCUGGUGCACCAUCACAGCUCUGUGAUGCUCAUCGAUGACGGCGAUGGGGAGAAUGAAAUUGUGCAGGCUUAAGAAGCAGCAAAGAAGAUACAAAAAAAAAAAAAACACUGAUAUAUAGCUACGAUUACUGCAAAAAAACAACUAUAUAGCCUCUCUCUCUCUCUCUCCCUCUCUCUCACUCUCUCUGACUGAGGAGUUGAGAAAGCUAUUUGUGGUUUUUCUUUCGGGGAUCUUGUGCAAAAUCAUCUUCAUUCCAA